AUGAACAGCGAGAAUAUACGAAUUCGGCGAACCUCCUCUGCCAGAAUGGAAGCAUAUGUCGUGGAAAUAAAUAUCAAGGCAGCGAGCAAAGUGUUAAAGUUACUGGAGUCCAAAUUCCCCAAGGAUCCAUCGCUAUCACUCACGCAUUUGCGCCGCUUCGUGAAACCGGAAUUUCUACCAGGACACCUAAAAAGGGGUUCCGCUUCAGCAGUAGCAGCGGCAGAGGGAGCUGUAACUGCGGGAUCCAAAGCCCCAGAAACUAUCUACAUCCUCAUCCCACCGCCAUUGCCUGAUAUUUCCCUUCUAGAAUCCCUCCUGGCACCAUAUGCACCCAUCUCAGGGUCCACAGGCCCUUCAUCUUCUCCUGAUGUAGAAUCGAUAGAACCAAUCCCGCAAUUUCCUAUUCAAAUCCAAUCAACUCGCAUCCCCCUUUCUCCUCCAGCCACCGAGGAAGAAUCAGCGACAUGGUCGCGCACACUAUGGCCGACCAUCUUCAAUCCUGCUGCACACCCAGUCGCGCACUCGCCCCGUGGCCCCUUGCUGCUGAAUGCCCAAGAGUCUGUGUCCCGCAGGGCCGGCAGCUAUCUAGCUCUGGCGAGCAAAGUUGCCCUGGAGGCGAAGCGGAAUGGACGAGGACGGGCUGUCGGUGCAGUGGUGGUUGAUCCCGCGUUGGCGGAAUUGGCUGAUCCUUCGGAUGAGAUUGCUGGUGUUGUAGUCGUAGCGGGGGAUGCGAGGUACUGGAAUAGGGGAAGUAAAGGGGAAGGGUGUUCGGAAUAUGUUCCUUUGAAGAAGAGUGUUGAAAAUACCGAAGGCGAGGGGACAGCAUCAUCGUAUAAUCCGGACAAUGAGGGACAACCGGAUCGCCAUGCGCUGAUGCGCGCCAUAUCGCUUGUCGCCUAUAAGCGCCUUAUUUCGUCGACGUCUCCCACAAUAACGCCCUCGAUAUCUAGAGACUCACCCCCGACGCGGGGGGCUCUAUCAUCAACUCCCGGCCCUACACCCAUUGCAGCACCCUCUACAAAUCCUUCAACAGCCUCCCUACCCCCACCCACGAAGCCCAAACCGUCGCCACCUUCCGUUACAUCCCAGCCAAUCCAAUCAACCACUCAACCACAACUGCCUUCUCCCCCACCCAGCCCCCUAGAAUCCCACUUCCUCUCUCUCCCCAACAUCCAAGCUCGCACACAGGGUGGCUACCUCUGCACAUCGCUUGACCUAUACAUAACCCACGAACCCUGCGUGUGCUGUGCGAUGGGCAUGCUGCUCUCCCGGUUCCGGGCUGUGGUGUAUUUGCAAGCCACGGGCCCUGGGAGGGCAGAUGCGGCGCUGGAUCCGUAUACAGGGUACGGAUUGCAUUGGAGGCAAGAGUUGAAUUGGAGGGCGGUGGGGUUUCGGUUUUGCCUUGAGGAAGAGGAAGGAGAGGAAAGGCUGGGGUUGGAAAGGGGGUUGUUUCAUGCCUGA
This is a messenger RNA of Histoplasma capsulatum G186AR, 1461 nucleotides long. RefSeq lists its product as uncharacterized. Gene Ontology annotation, molecular function: tRNA-specific adenosine-34 deaminase activity. The transcript is spliced from 3 exons. The record is from RefSeq and is a predicted model, not a curated record. Bases 1 to 1461 code for a protein of 486 amino acids. NCBI's taxonomy places the organism in Eukaryota, Fungi, Ascomycota, Eurotiomycetes, Onygenales, Ajellomycetaceae. Gene Ontology annotation, cellular component: cytoplasm; nucleus.